AUGAGGGCUACGGUCCAAGAUCCUCCCUUGAGCAUCAGCACCUCGAAACGACCAAGUCGACCACAGGGCCAUACGGCGCAAGCGCAAGCACCAAACCCGAAGCUGUCUUGGCUUCCACACCGAAGCUUGAAAGCCUUGAGACCCAAGCUAGGUUUCCCCCUCUGCGAUACGAUCUUGGAGAAAGCCCUGGAGCCCUCGAACGCUGUUCGAGACGGGAAGGGCUCGUACCAGGGCCUCGCGAAGCUGAAGGUGAAGCACAACGACUGCCGUGGAAGACAGGAGGAGAAAAAGAUCCAGUACGACAUGUGCAAUGAUCAGAAAGAAAACGAGCAGCAGCUCAUGACUGCCUCGUGCGAUCAGAACUUCACCAAGUUCUAUCAAAAAGCGGGUGCGACCACCACGGGCCAGUGGGGAGCCACGUGUGACACAAAGCAGUCCACUUACCAGCAGAACGCUCCUGCGGAUAUCCCAUUGAUCCACCAGCCUCCCGGACAAGAACAGGGCUGA
Symbiodinium necroappetens is the source of this 507-nucleotide messenger RNA. The record is from the annotation of a GenBank genome assembly. Lineage: Eukaryota; Dinophyceae; Suessiales; Symbiodiniaceae.